ACCGUGACAUCAUCGCGAUCGCACGUAUUCGUUCAUUCAUUUAUUCAUCCGUCCAUUCAUUUAUUCGAUCGUUCGAUCCAUUGACGACACUGGCAUCUUAUUGUGAACUUAAAGACGAUGUUUUGUGACCAUAUGCAUCUACCCGUGCUGACCUUCUCCCUGUGUGCUGGAGGUCUGCUCCUCCUGUGUACCGUCCUGCCGGUCCGGACCGACUCGUCCCUGGGCUGCGACGUCUGGAGAGACGUGUCGCUCUACGCCGAGAAGGACGGAUGCGAGCGGCAACAAAUCAGUGUAGACGCUUGCAAGGGCCGCUGUGAUACUUGGCAGAUCCCGCACCUGACGCCGCCGUUCCGGACGUCCAGCCACACGGUGUGCACGUACGACCGCGUGGAGACCAGGACCACGCAGCUGCAGAACUGCCAGCCGGGCGUCGAUCCCACCUACGUCUAUCACAACGCCGUGUCCUGCAGGUGCGCCAUGUGCCACGCCCACAACACGUCCUGCGAAACGUUAGUAUAAGUGGGUUCGCACGCGCUUAUGUAUUCAAGUCCGUAUGAGGUCCGUAUGGAAUUCUUAGCCUCUACCAGGCUCCACAG
Branchiostoma floridae (Florida lancelet) is the source of this 596-nucleotide messenger RNA. RefSeq names its product glycoprotein hormone beta-5-like. Gene Ontology annotation, biological process: G protein-coupled receptor signaling pathway. Gene Ontology annotation, molecular function: hormone activity. The transcript has 3 exons. The coding region runs from base 118 to 519 and encodes 133 amino acids. Gene Ontology annotation, cellular component: cytoplasm; extracellular region. The record is from RefSeq and is a predicted model, not a curated record. NCBI's taxonomy places the organism in Eukaryota, Metazoa, Chordata, Leptocardii, Amphioxiformes, Branchiostomatidae.